UUCUAGGAGUACCAGAUUAUUUUUUAGACGUUUCAAUGCCGUGUCUUGACCGACUUGUUUGGCAACCAGAUAACUACAAAACUUCAUUCACUUGCUGCUGAUUUUCCGUUUUCGUGGCGUUGUUACUCAAAAUUCAUGAAUAUCCGUGAAGCUUCCACCAAUCUACCGACUACUUAACGUUUUACAGAUUUCGAUCAUAUUUGUUCACACCUCUGCAGCAAAGUCAUACUUGUUCUCCGAUUCAAAUUUACAAUAUAAAUUAGGUUUUCAUUUCAGCUGUGAAAUUUUGCGUUAAUAUUCUCACAAAUCGCUUUCGAGAAAUUGUUAUCUGAAGAAGUAUAUUGUAUAUAUCUGGUUAAUCAAUGGGAGGCAGUAGUUCAAGGGAAGAAAGGGCGAGAUAUAGGCAUUCGUCGUCAUCGUUGUUUCAAUCGAGUUCAUCGUUUUCUGGAAAUCAGUUAUCCAGUUAUCCGCCUCAACCGUCUUAUUCGUUUCCGGCACAAGGAGAUUUGAAUUAUAAUUAUCCUGUUCAGGAUGAUGCUAUUAGUUCUGCAUAUGGAUCUCAACCUUAUAGGCCACAGAAGAAGUUUGAGAAGAGGUAUUCAACAAUUGCAGAUAGUUACACUUCUUUAGAACAGGUGACUGAGGCGCUUGCACGUGCGGGGCUCGAGUCUUCUAACCUCAUUGUUGGCAUUGAUUUCACUAAGAGCAAUGAAUGGACAGGUUCAAGAUCUUUCCAUAGGAAAAGCUUGCAUCAUAUUGGAGAUGGUUUUAAUCCCUAUGAACAGGCUAUAUCUAUCAUUGGGAAAACAUUAGCAGCUUUUGAUGAGGAUAAUUUGAUUCCAUGUUAUGGGUUUGGAGAUGCAUCAACACAUGAUCAAGAUGUAUUCAGCUUUUAUCCCGAAGAUAGAUUCUGUAACGGAUUUGAGGAUGUCCUAAGUAGAUACAGAGAAAUUGUCCCGAAUCUAAUUCUUUCAGGACCAACAUCGUUUGCCCCAGUCAUUGAACAGGCUAUGACAAUUGUUGAACAAAGUGGGGGCCAAUAUCAUGUGCUAUUAAUAAUCGCCGAUGGGCAGGUAACAAGAAGUGUGGAUACUGAGCGCGGUCAGUUAAGUCCACAAGAACAAAAAACAGUAGAUGCCAUAGUUGAAGCAAGCAAGCUUCCACUCUCUAUCGUAUUAGUUGGGGUUGGAGACGGGCCUUGGGACAUGAUGAAAGAAUUCGACGAUAACAUCCCUGAUCGCGACUUUGAUAAUUUCCAGUUUGUCAAUUUCACAGAAAUCAUGUCAAAGAAUGUACCUUUAAUUCGAAAAGAGACCGAAUUUGCUCUUUCAGCAUUGAUGGAAAUCCCUUCUCAAUAUAAAGCAACGAUUGAACUUAAUUUACUAGGUAGUAGGAAAGGAAAUUCUCCCCAAAGGGUUGCCCUUCCUCCUCCAAUUCGUGCACCAUUCUCCUAUAGCAGCCCGAAACCGUCACAUUCUACCAGUUUUCAAAAGGGUUCACAGUCUUAUUAUGGCCAUACCAGUCCUGUUCAUUCUGUUCCGGUUUAUCCCCAUAGUCAAAGUAUUCCAGAUCACACAUCAGCAGCAAUUUCAAAAUCUACAUAUGACAACCAGCUAUGCCCCAUUUGCCUUACUAACGUCAAAAACAUGGCCUUUGGUUGUGGACAUCAGACGUGUUAUGAGUGCGGAGAAACACUUGAGCUAUGCCCGAUUUGCCGGAGUUCAAUCCAAACUAGAAUAAAGCUUUACUAAGCAUUGAUUAGUUAUUUUUAAAGUAUUUUUUGGUACAGAAUAUGAUUUAUUUUAGCAAUUAGUUUACAUUCUUUGGUUUAAAAAAUGUUUGUUCUUUUUUUUUUUUUUUGUGGGAGUCAUUUAGGCUUAUUUUGAGUGAUGUAUGAAAGUAUUAAAAAUUGAUGUAAAUGGUUGGAAAUUUUGAAAAAAAUAUUAUGUGAAUGGAACUAUAGAAGUGAGUUGUUUUGGAUAUGUUUUGUAGAUUGGAGGGUUGCAAAUGAACUUA
Helianthus annuus (common sunflower) is the source of this 2016-nucleotide messenger RNA. RefSeq names its product E3 ubiquitin-protein ligase RGLG2. NCBI's taxonomy places the organism in Eukaryota, Viridiplantae, Streptophyta, Magnoliopsida, Asterales, Asteraceae. The coding region runs from base 363 to 1751 and encodes 462 amino acids. The record is from RefSeq and is a predicted model, not a curated record. The transcript has 11 exons.